AGAAUGAGUGUUUACGAAUUAUAUUUAGAUAAUGCAUAAUGAUAUCAAUAAUUUCGUGCCAUCGCUUUUAAACCCCAGGACUAUAAAUAAAGAAAAAUUUUCGUUGACUCAGAACUCAACAGUCAGUCGUUGUUCAUUGUCCUUAAAAAGAAACAUUGGCUUAGCUAAUAGGGAUACUAAUCGUACUGUUCCUGCAAAGAAAAAGUUAUUCAGCCAAGACAACAGAAGACAGUGUAACACCCAAAAUACAUCACUUUAUGCAAAAUCUAUUAGUACCCUUGUAGAUUUAGACUUAUCCGGAUUUGAAGAAGAAAAAGAGAAUAGCAACCAUGUAAAUCCUAUAUUUAAGAAUCUUGCUACUAAGCAGCUUUCUUUUUUCAACAAUGUUGAUUUGGCCGAUGCCAGCACUGUACAUAUAUCGUCAGAUGAUCUGCAAACACAAGCACACGGGGAUAUCACAAAUUGGGAUCUAAGAAAUGAAUUUCUUACAAGUACUGCAACUAAUAAACUGACUCAGGAAAAAUGCAGCCUUGAUUUCUCUGUUUUCGAAGACCUACAACCCAUUUCAGACGCUAAUCAACUCAAGAAAAUAGAAAUUCAAAAUGUAGUCUGUAAUCAUUCUUUGAAAAGUGGUUCUUCUGCCACUGAACUACACAGAUGCGAAGACACAAUACUUCACGAUCUAAACGAAGAAUCUCAUGUCUCAAUCUCAUUUGGUAUACAAGACUGUGAAUUCGUCGAUCUGACCACGAAAAACUCUAAUAUUAAGAAAGUAUCUAUUUCGCAUAAGGAUAAUUUUUUUAAUUUAGAUUGUGAGAUAGUGGAAUGUACUCCUCUUUCCUCUGAGAGCGAGUACGACGAAAACAUGAACGAGACAACUAAUACUUCUCAAAAGAGGUCUGGCGUGGCUGUCAACCUAGAAAUUAAAAAUAAAAAACUGGCAACUGACGCACUGGCAACUGACGCACAAAACUCUAAAGUUCUUAUUUUGAAAACAGAUGCCAUUGAGAAACUGUCGCACGUCAUUGUUCAGCCGCAAAAUUGUAAAUUAGUGAAACGUCAUUUGAAUAAUAGUAUAUUUGGUAGCAGCAAAAAUUAUUUUGGUAUUAGAAAGAAUGGGAAAAGUGCUAAGUUGAAACAAAAGUCGAUAACUUCGUUUUUCGCUAAAGACUGUAAAGAGGCACCUAGUGAUACCACGCAAGAUGUUGCGAUAGUCGAGAAUGAUGCUGUGGAAAUGAGCAAGAUCACAGGUGUGUCUGAUUCCAAGUGCAGCCGCCCUUACAGACCAGAGUGGAAAGGCGAACCAUCCCCACGAUGUCGUGUGGCCUCCGCUCCCAAGCACCCCGAGAGUCGCUCCCGGGGCAAACAGAACAGCGCGCGGUCAAUCUCGCCCCUCAAGCGUUUGGAGCCGUUCACCCUGUCAGCUAAGACCAAGUCAACUAGGACCCUUGGCUCGGCGAAGGCUGUUCCGCAUUACAUGAUCGUGGCCGGCACUCAUUUCGCCGUGGACGCUUUUUCAUACGGAGACAUACCUAGCGUGAAGCAUUAUUUCUUGACGCACUUCCAUUCCGAUCAUUACUCUGGACUUAAGAAAAAUUUCAGUAAAUUAUUGUAUUGCUCUAAAAUCACAGGUGAUUUGUGCGUAUCCCGAUUAGGAGUGAACCCGAAAUGCAUCCAUAUCCUCAACCUGGAAGAGACAACGAGGAUCGAGGGGGUCGAGGUCACCGCUGUCGAUGCGAACCACUGUCCCGGCGCGGUGAUGCUGUUCUUCUGCUUACCCAACGGGAUGACCAUCCUCCACACAGGGGACUUCAGAGCAACACCGGCCAUGGAGUCCUACCCCGUCUUCUGGAACAGCGACGUUCACACCAUCUACCUCGACACUACUUAUUGCAACCCCCGCUACGACUUCCCGACGCAAGAGCAAAGCCUAGAGAUGGCGCUGUCUUUCCUGCGGGCGAAGAAAACUGCGCUGGAGAAAUCAGGCAAAAAGUUCUCCUCCGUACUCAUCGUCUGUGGCACUUAUACUAUAGGUAAAGAGAAGUUUUUCCUCGGCAUGGCGCGGCGCGUCGGAUGCUCUGUGUGGGCUUGUCCCGAAAAGGAUAAGGUACUUCAAACGGUGGAGGGGCGCAGUUUCAGCACCUCGCCGCCGCACUUGUGCCAAUUGCACGCGGUUCCGAUGAGAGAUCUCAGCCACGAGAAACUGAAGAGCUACUUGGAGAGUUUGAACGGCGCAUUCACCGAGGUGGUGGCCUUCAAGCCGAGCGGGUGGGAGAACGGCAAAAACACCACCGUAGAGAAGGACAUGGUCACCAUACACGGCAUUCCAUACAGCGAGCAUUCCAGCUUUUCGGAACUAAUCCGCUUCGUCAAGUUUCUGAAGCCGAAGCAAGUCGUACCAACCGUCGACAUCUCCGGCGGAGUCAAAGCUGUGCAGAAGUACUUCCCCUGUCCCCUGGUGUUCCACGACGAGGCCCACAACCAGAGCAAAGUGACUGACUACUUCAGCAUAGAAAAUCGACAACAGGUCCCCGCUGUUACUUGAUAUCACGGCUGGGACGCUUACGUGCCGCUUCCGA
This is a messenger RNA of Cydia amplana, 2579 nucleotides long. It is a transcript of the gene Snm1, whose product is annotated as DNA cross-link repair 1A protein. The transcript has 13 exons. NCBI's taxonomy places the organism in Eukaryota, Metazoa, Arthropoda, Insecta, Lepidoptera, Tortricidae. The coding region runs from base 32 to 2545 and encodes 837 amino acids. Gene Ontology annotation, biological process: interstrand cross-link repair; double-strand break repair via nonhomologous end joining. Gene Ontology annotation, molecular function: damaged DNA binding; 5'-3' DNA exonuclease activity. The record is from RefSeq and is a predicted model, not a curated record.